CGGGGUUUACGCAUCAUCUACGUAGGAAAGGAGCAGGAAGAAAAUAAAGACACUGUAGAGAUAACACUGUCAAAAUAACGUCGUUUAUUGUAUAUCGGCUUGAUACUGACAAAUAACCUAACCGUAAUCCUGUUUGGAGGGAAACGCGGUGAUAUUUUCCUGUCAUUUUUUUUUUAUUUCCAGCAGUUUUUCUGUGACCAGCGUUAUUCCACAUACAGUAGCAGAUGAAAAAAGGAAUGCCUGAAAAACAUGUCUCACAAAGAAGAUAAUGAAGGGAAAAAGAGCCCUCACCGCACUGAAUUGUACACCAGCAUCCCUGGAACAUGUCUGCCCAUUGUGUACCACCCUGACUACAACAUCACCUUCAUGGGCCUUGAAAAGCUCCAUCCAUUUGAUGCAGGGAAGUGGGGGAAAGUCAUUCACUUCUUGAAAGAGGAGGAGUUCAUCACUGAUGGGAACCUGGUGGAAGCCCGUGAAGCUACAGAGGAGGAUCUGCUGGUGGCUCACACCAAAGGCUACCUCAGCAGAUUAAAGUGGUCUUUUGUGGUGGCAACCAUCACAGAAAUCCCACCCCUCAUGUUGCUGCCUAAUUUCCUGGUGCAGCGGAGAGUGUUGAGGCCGUUGCGGACACAGACUGGAGGAACAAUAAUGGCAGGAAAACUGGCUAUUGAUAAAGGAUGGGCCAUAAAUGUAGGAGGAGGCUUCCACCACUGCUCCGGGGACAAGGGAGGGGGCUUCUGUGCCUACGCCGACAUCACUCUGGCCAUCAAGUUUCUGUUUGAGAGAGUGGAAGGCGUCUCCAAGGCUACCAUCAUCGAUCUGGAUGCUCAUCAGGGAAAUGGACAUGAGCGAGACUUCUUGGAGGACAAGAGAGUUUUCAUCAUGGAUAUGUAUAACCGCUACAUUUAUCCCGGGGACACGUUUGCCAAAAGAGCCAUAAAGAGGAAGGUGGAGCUGGACUGGGGCACUGAAGACUCCGAGUACCUUCAGAAAGUGGAACUUCACUCAGAGGGAGCGUUGAACGAGGUACGACCUGACAUCAUCGUCUACAACGCUGGGACAGACAUCUUGGACGGGGACCCGCUUGGAGGACUCUCCAUAUCUCCACAGGGAAUUGUAAAGAGAGAUGAGAUCGUGUUCAGGGCCGCGAGGCGACGAGGCAUCCCGAUACUUAUGGUGACAUCUGGAGGAUACCAGAAGAAAACAGCGCGCAUCAUCGCAGACUCCAUACUGAACUUGCACCAGCAGGGCCUGAUCGGAGCAGAGGCUCUGGAGGCAGAGGGAUCGUCAUCACUGGUGACCAGCAUGAUGUGCAGCUCUGGAUCUGUGGGCUCCAGAUUCACAGCUGUGUGAGGCACGAGAGUCCUGGAGGAGUUCUCACCUGCAGGUGUGUCAUCCACUUGAGAGGUGUUUAAAGGCACUACAGUAACUUUUUAUUGCACACUGACCAUGAAACUCUAAGGUUACUGCUGCCACACAGAAAUGUGCUUCUUUUAAUAUGAAGGAAACAGGUGGUUGACCGAUGGUAGUUUGCACAUAAGCAACAAAAUAUAAGCUUUUUUUUUUUUUUAGAUUUUAGAUUUUGGAUGUAGACGUCUUUUACUCAAAGGGAAUAUCUGAAGGAGAAACAAAAAAAAGAGUCCUGAAACAAUAAAAUUCUCCUGACUGCAGUCAAUUUCAGAAGCUUUCAGAAUACUACAAAUGGAUUUGUUUAAAUAUUCAUUCGAUGAAGAAUCAUGGUUUUUAAGUUUAAUGCAUUAUUUCGGGCGGCGUUUUAGAGAGGUAUUCUUUCAUCUCAGGAAAUGUAAUUAUGUCAUUUGUGGGCGAUUUGAUGUAUUAGUAGUUCAUAAAUGAGUAAAGAGGUUUGAUAUUCUAACAGUAAAUGAAUAACCCUCUAUUAAAUGGUUAUGGAGAUGAAACACAAGAUAACUCCACAUGAAAGCUGAACAUAAUCUAACGGUGAUUUUUAACCUUCUUAAACAUGAGAAGUCUUCUUUAUUACUUGUUAACAUUUAGUUUAUGAGUCUGAUUCUGAUGUUUGCACUUGAAAAUAGUUUAAUAAUUUUACAGUUAAUUGUGUUUCAUUGAUCAAAAUGUGCCAUUGGGAUUAAUACUUACCCUUCUAAUUGACUGUAUCUGUGCAGUUCACGUUUACAUGACACCUUGUAUGGUUUUAUUGUUGGUACUAAAAGUGGCUUUUUGAGGGCGUUUUCACAUAAGGCACGAUUAUUUUAUACCAUGCUCGACGAAACCAGCCUAAUUGUGAACAAAUUUGCACUUUUACUGGUGUAUUGUGAUAGUACGUUAACACUCCCAGUCUCCUAAAAAUCAAUGUUCUUGUCGUGGUUUGUCUGUGGUCUGUAGAUCAAACCUUCAAAAAUGUAAACUGUUUAAAUGUGUGAGAGGUGCUUUUCCUGAGUUUUUUUUAGUUCUGAGAGGUUUGCAGCCGUGUACUAUAGAGACCUCCUUUAAUGAGGUUUACAUUCUCAGUGGUUUUAUUAGUGCAGACAAAUUAGAUAUUUUGGAUCAAUAUGAUUCAUGCAGCAACUUCCAAAAAUCACUAACACAUUCACGGGGCGUGUUGGUGUCUGUGUUCGGGUUCUUCUACCCCUUUAAGCCAUGUAAAGUUCAAAAGUUUACUGUGAAUGUUAGAGGCACAACUUUAAGAUCAUUUACAGCUUCUGGCUUUGUAUUCUUUACUCAACUGUGAAACCAAGAACUUUGCUGAGACCUACUAACAUGGUACCAUGGUCAUGAAGAAGUUCUCUGAAUCCCUGCUGCAG
Molecule: messenger RNA, 2783 nt
Organism: Labrus mixtus (cuckoo wrasse)
Lineage: Eukaryota; Metazoa; Chordata; Actinopteri; Labriformes; Labridae
Gene: hdac11
Product: histone deacetylase 11
Exons: 11
Coding region: 250-1353 (367 amino acids)
Molecular function (GO): histone deacetylase activity
Source: RefSeq, a predicted model, not a curated record